AGAGAGAGAGAGAGAUGGGGAAUCAAAAGCAGAAGUGGACUUCAGAGGAAGAAGAAACCCUACGAGCGGGAGUGGCAAAGCACGGCACAGGAAAGUGGAAGAACAUCCUCACAGAUCCUGAGUUCGCUCCAUACCUCACAAUCCGUUCCAACAUUGACCUCAAGGACAAAUGGCGGAACAUGGGUUGUUUUAGCAAUGGUUCACAAGGCUCUGGAGACAAGCUUAGGAUUCCUAAGGUUAAAAGCAUUAAAGCUGGUCAGCUCUUCAGCGCUCAAAAUUCUGCUUCUGCUAUUUCAUUUCCUGAGGGUAACUACGUUGAUGAUCCUUCCAGAAGUCAAAAGGAUGGGAAAAAUGCUCCACAGUACAAUACACUGAUUUUUGAAGCACUUUCAACCAUCAAAGAUUCAAAUGGAACUGAUAUUGAUGCCAUUGUUGGCUUUAUUGAGCAAAGGCAUGAUGUGCCUCAAAAUUUCAGAAGGUUAUUGAGUUUGAGGCUGAGAAGGCUUGUUUUGCAAGGCAAACUUGAAAAGGUUCACAACUGCUACAAGAUCAAAGAUGCAGAGUUGGGAACAAAAACGCCUACACCAAAACAAAAUGAUGUCAGGCCAAGGCCAUCCCAAAAUUCUCGGGUAAUCAUCGCUAGUGAAACAGUGGAAGAUGCUGCAAUGACUGCUGCCUACAAGAUUGCUGAAGCGGAAAAUAAGUCCUUUGUAGCAGCUGAAGCUGUUAAAGAGGCAGAAAGGGUCUCAAGGAUGGCUGAAGACACUGAAGCAGUGCUGCAGAUAGUGAAAGAGAUCUAUGAACAAUGUUCACGAGGUGAAAGUAUUCUCUGGGCUUAACUCUAUUGUAAGCAUGACCAAAGUAUUCCUUGUAAUUAGUUUUCUCAGUGAUGUAUAUAAGUUCACAGAAAAGAGGGGAUAAGCUAAUGAGGAAUUGGAAUGACAUUGUAACAGUUGAAAUUUUGUGGAAAGAUUGAGCUUCGGAUUUCAA
Messenger RNA from Ilex paraguariensis (yerba mate), 990 nucleotides. The record is from the annotation of a GenBank genome assembly. NCBI's taxonomy places the organism in Eukaryota, Viridiplantae, Streptophyta, Magnoliopsida, Aquifoliales, Aquifoliaceae.